Ipomoea triloba (trilobed morning glory) is the source of this 1269-nucleotide messenger RNA. Its product is annotated as syntaxin-32-like. The transcript has 5 exons. The coding region runs from base 55 to 1086 and encodes 343 amino acids. Gene Ontology annotation, biological process: vesicle fusion; intracellular protein transport; endoplasmic reticulum to Golgi vesicle-mediated transport. Gene Ontology annotation, molecular function: SNARE binding; SNAP receptor activity. Lineage: Eukaryota; Viridiplantae; Streptophyta; Magnoliopsida; Solanales; Convolvulaceae. The record is from RefSeq and is a predicted model, not a curated record. Gene Ontology annotation, cellular component: endomembrane system; Golgi membrane; SNARE complex.
GAUUUUUCUAAGAAAUGAGGGAAAGAAACUAUUGAGUCAGUAUCGAAGACGAGUAUGAGAUCGGCGCAAUCGUCGUGCAGGGAUCGGACACAGGAGUUUAACAAUGUAGCAGAGAAAUUGAGGAAACCGGUCUCCUCACCGGCGUCGAGCGGCGGGGCCGUCGAUGGUGGAGGAGGGGCCAAGGCCGAGGCAACUCGACCGGCUGUUGCGUUUCACUCGGAGUUCAAUAAGAAAGCUUCCAAAAUUGGGCUGGGGAUUCACCAGACCUCGCAGAAGCUCUCUAAGCUCGCUAAAUUGGCAAAAAGAACAUCAGUUUUUGAUGAUCCAACAGUAGAGAUUCAAGAGUUGACAGCUGUGAUCAAGCAGGACAUCACUGGACUUAAUGCCGCUGUAGUAGAUCUGCAGCUCCUUAGCAACUCCCAAAAUGAAAGUGGAAGCAUGUCUACAGAUACGACCACCCAUACAACCACUGUUGUUGACAACCUGAAAAAUCGCUUAAUGAGCACCACAAAGGAGUUCAAAGAGGUCCUCACCAUUCGGACCGAGAACUUGAAGGUUCAUGAGAACAGAAGGCAGCUGUUUUCUUCAAAUGCAUCAAAAGAGUCCACUAAUCCUUUCAUUCGCCAGCGUCCCUUAGCUACCAGAGCAGCUGCUAGUAGCUCUGCAUCAGUAUCUCCCCCUCCAUGGGUUAAUAACUCUGCAUCCUCAUCUCAGUUACCUCUUAGAAACAAGGCAGAUGGAGAAUCCCAGCCAUUGCUACAACAGCAGCAAGGUCAACAGCAGCAACAAUUGGCUCCUUUACAAGACAGUUACAUGCAAAGCAGGAAUCAGGCCCUUCAUAGUGUUGAAUCAACUAUUCAUGAGCUGAGUAGCAUUUUCACACAAUUGGCAACCAUGGUUUCUCAGCAAGGGGAACUGGCAAUUAGGAUCGACGAAAACAUGGAAGACACGCUGGCAAAUGUGGAAGGGGCACAAGGGCAACUGGUGAGGUACUUCAACAGCAUAUCAUCCAACAGGUGGCUGAUGAUCAAGAUAUUCCUGGUAUUGAUUGUAUUCCUCAUGAUCUUCCUAUUCUUUGUAGCCUAAAGCUUUCUGUAAAUUGGGAUGAGAGAAAUAUUUUUCCCUUUAUUAUCUGUAAUUAAAAUGUACACACAACGAAAGAUGGUUUGUUAAAGAAACCGUGACACCAGCUGAGAUGAUGCGUGUUACGACAUAUGGAUUCUUUCCCUUCUGAUGAUUUGUUAAAUGAAACCUCAUUUCAAGUACUUA